AUGUGCUGCAGCAAGAGCACAGCCAAAAUGCGGACAAAUGGGGGCCCGAGGUGGGCAAGAAGGGCCCUGCUGCUCGCGACCCUCUGGGCCACCGCACACCUGCCUGCCCCAGGUGCCUCCCUGCCCCGGCGACCCCCGCGGGCCACAGGAAUUCCCUCUGGAGCCGGGGGCUGCUUCUUUGCAGGCUUGUGGACAUCUUGGGCUCUGAAAUGGGAAAAUGAAAUUGUACAGACAUUUUUUAAGACUCUACAACUACAUCCUAUUUGCAAGUGCUCUGUAAAUAUCCUCUUCUUAAACUUCCACCCCACCCUUCUUCUCGGGAAUCUUUCUUUGUGGGCUUGGAAUGUGAGACACCAGCAUCCUUCAAACUUCACCUCCUUUUCCUUCCCAGGAAAUACUACCCAAUGCAUUGUUUCUCCAUCCUCGGAGUUUCCUCAAGGUUUUUUCACGAAACAGGAACGAGCAGAGGGAGGCAUCAUCAUCUACUUCCUAAUUAUCCUUUACAUGUUCAUGGCUGUGUCUACUGUCUGUGAGGUCUACUUCAUACCUUCCCUGGAAAUCAUCAGUGAAAGCCUUGGAUUGUCUCAGGAUGUGGCAGGAGCAACUUUCAUGGCAGCAGGCAGUUCGGCUCCUGAAUUAGUUACUGCUUUCCUAGGUGUAUUUGUCACAAAGGGAGAUAUUGGCAUUAGCACCAUUCUCGGAUCUGCAAUUUAUAAUCUCCUCGGCAUCUGUGCAGCCUGUGGCCUGCUGACUAACACGGUUUCCACGCUAUCUUGUUGGCCCCUAUUCAGAGACUGCGCGGCAUAUGCAGUUAGCGUAGCAGCAGUCCUUGGCAUAAUAUUUGACAACCAAGUUUACUGGUAUGAAGGAACUUUACUGCUUCUGAUAUAUGGGUUAUAUGUUUUGGUGCUGUGUUUUGACAUUAAAAUUAACCAAUAUAUUACAAAGAAAUGCAGUCCUUGCUGUACCAGUCUUGCCAAAGCUAUGGAGGAAAGAAAUGAACAACAGCCACUGAUGGGAUGGGAAGAUGACCAUCAACCAUUCAUACGUCGACAAUCAAGAACUGACAGUGGAAUAUUCCAUGAAGACUCUGGCUACUCCCAGCUUUCUUUAAGCUUACAUGGUCUUAGUCAGGUUUCUGAAGAUCCACCAAGUGUUUUCAACAUGCCUGAAGCAGACUUAAAAAGAAUUUUUUGGGUAUUAUCCCUUCCUAUUAUUAUAUUACUUUUUCUAACCACACCAGAUUGCAGAAGAAAGUUUUGGAGAAACUAUUUUGUGAUAACAUUUUUCAUGUCUGCAUUAUGGAUAUCUGCAUUUACGUACAUCCUGGUUUGGAUGGUCACAGUAACUGGUGAAACACUAGGAAUUCCAGAUACAGUAAUGGGCCUCACUUUAUUAGCCGCAGGAACAAGCAUACCAGACACGAUUGCAAGUGUGCUAGUUGCAAGAAAAGGUAAAGGAGAUAUGGCAAUGUCUAACAUUGUGGGAUCCAAUGUGUUUGAUAUGUUAUGCCUAGGUGUUCCAUGGUUUAUUAAAACUGCAUUUGUAAAUCCAUCAGCUCCUGUAGAAGUGAACAGCAGAGGACUCACUUACAUAACCAUCUCUCUUAACAUUUCAAUUAUUUUUCUUUUUUUAGCAGUUCACUUCAAUGGUUGGAAACUAGACAGAAAGUUGGGAAUAGUCUGCCUAUUAUCAUACUUGGGGCUCGCUACAUUAUCGGUUCUGUAUGAACUUGGAAUUAUUGGAAAUAAUAAAACAAGGGGCUGUGGAGGUUGAUACUAUUAACAGUAUUAUGUGGAAAAUGUGGAUAAGGUGGGGAGGGCGGGGA
Molecule: messenger RNA, 1828 nt
Organism: Trichechus manatus latirostris (Florida manatee)
Lineage: Eukaryota; Metazoa; Chordata; Mammalia; Sirenia; Trichechidae
Gene: SLC24A5
Product: solute carrier family 24 member 5
Exons: 10
Coding region: 1-1776 (591 amino acids)
Biological process (GO): calcium ion transmembrane transport; intracellular calcium ion homeostasis; melanocyte differentiation
Cellular component (GO): trans-Golgi network; membrane
Molecular function (GO): calcium channel activity; calcium, potassium:sodium antiporter activity
Source: RefSeq, a predicted model, not a curated record